AUGAUUACCUUCCAUGCACCUACAUGUGAUACUAUACAUGAUGUGUCCAAGGAUGGUGCUUGUAGUGAAAACGUGGAUAAUUCAAAAAAUUCUACUACUAUUAAAAUUAAUGAACCAGAACUGGAAUCAGAUGACGAUGAAACCAUUGCUACGUUUGUAACAUCUACAGGUCAGCAAUUAGCAUUAUAUGCUGUAGAAGACUCGGAUGAAAUUUUUGCAGUUGCUUUAUAUGAUGAAUCUGGCGAACCUCCAAGUAACUUCCAUUUUCUUUUGAAAGCCGACGUUGAAAGAUUAAUUGGUGAAGGUGCUGUAAAGACGGUAAAAAAACCAACUUUACAGCAAAAAAGAGAAUCUAAACCUCUAGAUAAAAAAGAAGAAAUUAUAUAUGAGACGUAUGAGGAAACUAAACGCCGAUAUGAAAAAAUAGAGGAAAUAAAAAAGAAAUCUGACAUUAAAGCGAACAUUGUAGAAGUACCAAAACAUCAAAAACUACAAAAGAAGAAAGUUCAAAAUUUAGAGCGAACAAACACUUAUGUUAUGAAAAGUUCUCGAAACAAAAAUGCAAUAAGACAACCACAUUUGACAAAAACUACUAAAAAAAUUAGUAAUGCUUCUCAUUCCCGUUUCGAUUCAAGAAAGGAAACUAAUAUUGGUUAUACUUCAAAUGAAUCUUACAUUAUUGAUCAUUUUCAAGAUGAUAUAGAUAGUGAUGCAGAGAUAAUAGAACAAUCGACUGUGCAAUAUAUGUUGUGUGAUGGUGAUCAUUCUGAUUCUGAAUUGACCUUUGAUGAGCUUCAAGCUUCACUGCUAAGCUUCAAUACAAGCAAGGCUUCAUUAAAUGCCAGUAAAACAAGAUCUUUAGAAUCGCAAAGUAAUGAAAGGAAAAAGGAUAUUGGCAUAAAAUUUUCUUCUACCUUAAAAAAUAGUCCAAACGCCACGUUAGUAUAUUCUCAGAAGAAAGAGUCUGUAACAGUUUGUCGAACUUACAAAAAUCAAAAAAAAUCACAACUGUCAAAUAAUUUACUUAAAAUACAGAAAAAAGUAAUAAAAGAGGACAUAGAAGAUCCCACGUUGAGCGAUUUUUCUACCUUCGAAGACGGACCAAACUCAUCCGAUGAAUUACCACAAAAUGAUAUGCAGAACUCUUUGAUAGAACCACAUGCGGUGAAAGUGAAAAGAUCUAGAAAACAGCAGUUAACAGUGGUUAAUCGAACUGAUUCAGAAAUUAUUAUUCAACCUGCUUCUGUCUUUUCAGAAGAGGAAGAGGAGCCGGUUGUGACAAAAAAACGAGGCAGAAGAAAAAAGAAACUACUUCCAGAUCCAGAUUAUAAUCCUCGAAAACCUAUUAGACGUACUCGAAGAACUCACCGAUCUGUUGAAGUAAUCGAAAUAGACAUUGACGAGAAUGAUCGAUCUAAUAUUAUGGAGAUAACACUCGAUGGUAAAAAAGGAAAGGGUUCGAGUGAUAAAGAAAACGAUAUUAUUAGUGUGGGUGACUCGGAUGAAAGUGACGAAGAUUUAAAUAAAAAGUCGAAGGACUGUAUCAUGCAGUGUAGUCACUGUAAUCGUAAAUUCCGAAAACGCAGGGCACUGGAAAGGCAUUUGGAAAUUUGCCCAAAAUCGCCAGCAAAUAUUCAGAAAUUGGAAGAAAGAAAGGCAUGUAUGAUAGGGAAAGGAAAAAAAUUCAAGUGUAAAUCUUGUAAUGAGUUUUUCGAUAUUGCUGUGGCAUUGGCAAGACAUGUCAGAGCUGUGCAUUCGCCAAGGAAAAGAGGCAGACCCCCAAAACAUAGUUGGUUGAGAAACGAUUCGGAUUCUAGCGACAUAGAAGAUAGUAUGGACGAGAGUUCACCAGAGCCAGAACGGGAGCCUAGAAGACGAGGCAGACCACGAAUCAAAAGCAGUUUAUCCAAGGAUGAAAGCCCUACUCCAGAUAUUGAGUUGAAGUUAGAUAGCUCCUUCGAAACUUUUACAGAACCUCGUAAAAGAGGCAGACCACCAAAAAAAAAGCCUUCGAAAGAGAGAUCAGCUUCACCUGAAUCGAUGGAAAAAAAUAUAAAUUUAGCAGAACAUAAAAUGCAAUCCAUGGAAAGGCCUAUAAUGGAGUUUAUAUCAGAGCCUCGAAAAAGGGGCAGACCAAGUAAAAAAAGCUUAUCGAAGGAAGGAAGGUCUGUCAGUCCGGAUCUAAAAGAUAAAUCUGAUAUGUUAGACCUUCUUCCUAUUCAAAUACCCAAGAAACGAGGUAGACCUAGCAAACGAAAUCUUUCUAAGGAUGAAAGAUCAACUACUCCAGAAGCGGAGGAAAAGAAUGAAAGCUAUGCCGAGAUAUCUUCAGAACCACGAAAGAGAGGAAGGCCGAGUAAAAGAAGUACUUCUAAGGAUAAGAGAUCAGAAAGUCCAGAAGUGGUGGUAAAAAUUGAAAUAUUGUCAGAAUCCAAUUCAAAUGAUGAUGAAAUGACAACAGAGGUGGAUGAAAAAAAUGAAGAUUCUAUGGAAGCUAUAUCUGAAUUUCGUAAAAAUGUUAAAUUUAAUAAAGAGAAGUUUUUAGUAGAUGAGAAGUCAGUGAUGCCUGAAUCAGAAAUGAAUAUGCAAAACUUGAUUGAAUCAUCGGAUAAAAGUCAGCAAAAAAGUAAAUUAAAUCAAGACAAAUUUUUAAAAGAUGACAUAUCACAAGAUUUAGAGAUAGAAAUAAAGGUUGAGAGUUCAGUAGACUCAUUAGGUGAAACUCGAAAACAAGACAGCCAAAGUACAGAUAUAGCUUUGCAAGAUGAGAGAUCAGUAACUCCAGAAGUUGACGAAAAAGAGAUAACAAGUUUGCAGAAUAUAUUGGUAGAUGAAAAGGAUAAAAUCAAAAUUAAAAAGAAAAUUUUGAGCCCUAAUCGAACAUGGAAAGUGAAGAAAUUGAACUGUGCAGAUUGUGGCAAAUGGUUUUCUAGUGCUGCUGCACUAACUACACAUCGUUUACAGCACAGAACUAAGACAUCUGGCCACCUAGCGCACCGUUGCCCAUUAUGCAAGAAGCUCAUACCUCUGGAAUUAUUUGCCAAGCACCUGACGAUGGCACACGGAAAACCAAUGUCGGAGAGGAGUGGCGAGGGCGGCGGCAGUGGUGGCUUGCGACGUCCCAUCUACCGUCAUAAGAAGUGGGCGGCGCGGACGCUUCGCUCCACGAAUUGAUUCGGACCCGCCGAGAUAUAUUGCUUAUGAUUUUUCGUUUUUUUUCCUUUCAAUAUGCUCGCAUGUAAAAAUGUAUUAUCGAGAAAUCCGUAGAGACGGGUUGUUACGUUAGCUUUGUCGGUGCCUAUCGAGUGGGGUAAUUUUUACGAUUUCAAUUUAUUUUGUACUCGUGUGUGCUUGCAUACGUGUGUGGGUGUAUAUAUAAAUAAAAUUAAAAACAUUGGUUUUUGGACAUUUUGUUAAUAAAAGUGAAGGACUUGUCAAGAUUUUUCUUGAUUAAUAAACGUUGACUGCCAAUGUCUUCGAAAAAUUCUAUCGACGAAUUUUUACUAUACAAUUAUGUCCUUAAGGUCGCAAUCUUGGUUUUAUAUUGAAGGAGUAUGAGAUUCGUUUGAAAAUUUUUA
Messenger RNA from Ceratosolen solmsi marchali, 3578 nucleotides. RefSeq lists its product as uncharacterized. The transcript is spliced from 6 exons. Gene Ontology annotation, molecular function: DNA binding. Lineage: Eukaryota; Metazoa; Arthropoda; Insecta; Hymenoptera; Agaonidae. The record is from RefSeq and is a predicted model, not a curated record. Bases 1 to 3174 code for a protein of 1057 amino acids.